This is a messenger RNA of Mobula hypostoma (lesser devil ray), 1088 nucleotides long. RefSeq names its product transmembrane protein 255B. The coding region runs from base 144 to 1088 and encodes 314 amino acids. The record is from RefSeq and is a predicted model, not a curated record. The transcript is spliced from 9 exons. NCBI's taxonomy places the organism in Eukaryota, Metazoa, Chordata, Chondrichthyes, Myliobatiformes, Myliobatidae.
UCAGGUUGGUGGAGCGGGGGAUUUGGACUCCGGGAAGACAAAAUCGAGUCCAGUACCUGGCGUCUGCACAACGCGAGGACAGCUCCCUUUAACUGUCCCACGCUGCUUCCUGCAUCCCAUUGACUUACAGAGAGAAGCACAGCAUGCAGCAGUUUCCGGGGCAAAUUGUACCCCAAGUUCGUCCCGAACUGUACGAGUUACUGAUCAAAAGGAAGAAGAGGGCUAUAUGGCUUUCAAGCAUUCUCCUACUUCUUUCACUCCUAAUCACCGCUGCUGGUAUUGUCACUGCAACAAGAACGGAGAAUAUAAGCAUUAUCGGCUAUGCGUCUGGAAUAAUUCUUGCUUUUGGGUCUUUUCUUGCUCUGUUGGGACUCUUUCUGGAUGAAAAUCGGAAGCAACUGCUAGUUGCAGCCAUCACCUUCCUCAGUUUGGGAGUUAUCGGAGCAUUUUUCUGUGUGAUCGUGGAUGGUGUCUUCAUCGCCAUAAACAUUGAUCUAAGACCGCUGCAUGCAAGCAGAUGCCAACAUUACACCAGUGGGCACAACUUUAUUUAUGAGAAUUAUCUGGCUAGUGUACCAUGCCAGAGCCUGACAGAGUCUUGCGAUCUGCAAGUACAGAGUAACACUUGCUACUGCUGUGACUUGUACAACUGCGCCAAUGGUGAUUACCUGAACAAUUACUUUGAAUUUAUUGGAGUGAAGAGUUGCCAGGAGGUACAAGUGGUUUACAUUAUGAUUUGGCUCGUCACGGCGCUGAAUGUUUCUGCCUUCCUCUUGGGAAUUAUCACCACGGCCAUCCUUGGCAGCUUCAAAAACAUGGAGUCCCUUGUUGGACCUGAGGUUAGUUUCCAGCUCUUCCACAUUCAGAAUUCCAGAUACAAGUCUAAGGAGCAGCGGGAGUCACAGCCCAUACUAUCUCCAUCUGCACCGCUCCUGCUACACGAACAUGCAGUAGACACAGUGCAUCAGGGGGUCCCUGCAGAGUACAUGCCAAUGCGUGCAUCGCUGCCGAGCUGUGAUUUUAACUGUGUAAGGAAGGACACCAACCCUCCUCCCUUCGCUCCGCUGUAUAAUUUGCUGCCGGAUUAG